AUGUCUUCUAACACUGCGGCCUGGAUCACCGAAGCCAAGAAGGCGCCUUUGGAGGUUAAGGAAGCACCUCUUUGGACGCCCAAAGAAAAUGAAGUUCUCGUCAAGAACCAAGCGGUGGCUGUGAAUCCCAUUGAUGGAAGCGUCCAGCAGUUCGCAUAUCUACCAUUAAGCUAUCCCUCCAUUCUCGGGACCGAUGUCGCGGGAGAGAUCAUCGCCGUUGGGCCGAAUGUGGCUCGCUGGAAAAUAGGUGACCGCAUUGUUGGACAUGGUUUGGUUUUGUGGGAUUUUAAGCCUGAAGGGGCAGCAUUUCAGCAUUAUACCAUCUUGGUAGCAAAUAUGGCAGCGGAGAUCCCGGACCAUAUUUCGUUCCAAGAUGCUGUCGUGCUCCCUCUUUGCCUGUCUACGGCCGCAACUAGUCUCUUCCACGAUGACUACAUGGGUCUGCAAUUACCUACUUGCCCUCCUCAAAAGACUACCGGCGAAACACUGGUUAUUUGGGGUGGUGCUUCUUGUGUCGGUAGCAAUGGCUAUGAGGUGAUUACUACCGCUUCACCCAAGAAUUUCGACUACGUUAAGAAUCUCGGCGCCGACCAAGUUUUCGACUACAGCUCUCCAACUGUCGCUGACGACAUUGUCGAUGCCCUGAAAGGCAAAUUGCUAGCUGGAAUUCUCGACAGCAUCGGGUUCUCCGCAACCCAAUUCUGUCUCGAUAUAGCGCAUAGAUCCAGGGGUUUUAAAUUUGUGUCAACUACCAAACCUCGUUUUCCUAAUCCACCGGAAGGAGUGCAGAUUAAGCACGUCCGUGGUGACGCUCUUGUCGCGAAUUCACUGGGAAAGUCAAUCUACGAGGACUUCCUACCAAAAGCAUUGAAGUGUGGUUCGUACGUGGCGGCUCCAAAACCUACUGUUAUUGGAAAAGGGUUGGAAUCUGUUCAAGCUGGCAUUGAUGCUGUCAUGAAGGGGGUUUCUGCCACCAAGAUUGUUAUUACUUUAUGA
Messenger RNA from Talaromyces stipitatus ATCC 10500, 996 nucleotides. Its product is annotated as zinc binding dehydrogenase, putative. The transcript is spliced from 2 exons. Bases 1 to 996 code for a protein of 331 amino acids. NCBI's taxonomy places the organism in Eukaryota, Fungi, Ascomycota, Eurotiomycetes, Eurotiales, Trichocomaceae. The record is from RefSeq and is a predicted model, not a curated record. Gene Ontology annotation, molecular function: oxidoreductase activity, acting on NAD(P)H.